AUGCCCGCCUGCGCCUGCUUCGCGGAAGCCCUUCCGCUGCUGCAGCAGGCGGCGGAAGCCGCGGCUUGCGCCGCGGAAGUCGUCCGCGGGAGAGGCGCGGAACUCCGCUUGGACGAGGUGGUCCGGCGCUUCCUGAUGGUAUGCCUGGUGUACAGCCGGCGCAUGGCGGAAGCGAUCCGCCUGGGCGAGGACUCCCUCGCACGGGGAAGAAGCCAGCCGGCGCUGCUUCGGCUGUGCGGCGAGAUCUUCAAUCAGCAGGGCUUGCAGCUCAUGGGACUCCAGGAGGCGGAGGCCCGGAGUUGGUUCCUGCGCGCUUCGAAGAUGUUCGAAGAGGCGGAGAUGCUGGCGCCAGGCCACGCGCACUCCUUCAGCAGCUGGGCCUUGUCCAACUCCAUGCUGGGCGACCUGCAGGGCGCCCAGCGGGUGGCCGGAGAGGCGCUGAAGACGGUGCCUGGCUUCUGGGUGCACCCGCUCCAGCGGCCCAGCUUCUUCGCGCCUCAGCUUCUUCGACAAAUCCGAAUGCCGGGCUACUUGGCACCCAGCUUCCACUCCUGUACUCGGAAAUGGGUUUUGCAAGAAGUUCCGCAUGGCGAUGCUUCGGGAGCUUCGAUGGACUUUGGGGUCGCUCCUGUGGGUUGA
Effrenium voratum is the source of this 639-nucleotide messenger RNA. The record is from the annotation of a GenBank genome assembly. Lineage: Eukaryota; Dinophyceae; Suessiales; Symbiodiniaceae.